This is a messenger RNA of Asparagus officinalis (garden asparagus), 2877 nucleotides long. Its product is annotated as nucleolin 1-like. The coding region runs from base 151 to 2877 and encodes 908 amino acids. The transcript is spliced from 28 exons. Lineage: Eukaryota; Viridiplantae; Streptophyta; Magnoliopsida; Asparagales; Asparagaceae. Gene Ontology annotation, molecular function: RNA binding. The record is from RefSeq and is a predicted model, not a curated record.
AUGACAGGAAUACCCCUUCAUGCCAUCAGAACGUAUAAAGCCCGCGCAUCCGGGAUCGAUCAAAAACCCUAAUCCCAAUUUCAAGGGUUUUAGCUCUUCCGGCGUCUGCUUCCUCUCUCUCGUCCCCUCCUCCUAAGCUUAGUUAACACAAUGGGCAAGUCCGGCAAGAAAUCUGAUGCUAAGGUUGCUAUGGCUACUCCUGUUUCAGAUGGGAAGCCUUCUAAAAAGGGGGCUAAGAGGGAAGCAGAAGAGGCCUUGGAAAAAGCGGCAAGCGUCAAGAAGCAGAAGAAAGAAGUAGAAGUUAAGAAAAAGCUUCCUCCACCGAAAAAAGUCGAAUCUAGUUCUUCCGAGGAAGAAGAUUCAUCAUCGGAAUCUGAAGAGGAGAAGAAAGAAGUAGAGGUUAAGAAAAAGGUUCCUCCACCGAAAAAAGUCGAAUCUAGUUCUUCCGAGGAAGAAGAUUCAUCAUCAGAAUCUGAAGAGGAGAAGAAAGAAGUAGAGGUUAAGAAAAAGGUUCCUCCACCGAAAAAAGUCGAAUCUAGUUCUUCCGGGGAAGAAGAUUCAUCAUCGGAAUCUGAAGAGGAGAAGAAAGAAGUAGAAGUUAAGAAAAAGGUUCCUCCACCAAAAAAAGUCGAAUCUAGUUCUUCCGAGGAAGAUGAUUCAUCAUCGGAAUCUGAAGAGGAGGUCAAAGUUCCAACCAAGAUUGUCAAGAAACCAGUGAAAACUCCUGCAAAAGAAUCUAGCAGCAGUGAAGAAUCUUCUGAUGAGGAAAUUGAUGCUAAGGCAUCCGUCCCACUGAAGAAGCCAGCAACUGGAGCUAAAAAUGGUGCAGCUGCUGUUUCUAAGAAGAUAGAGGACUCAAGUGACAGUUCAGAUUCAGAUAGUAGCGCGGAUGAUGAACCAAAGGCGGCUGCCACUGUAAAGAAACCUGCACCUGCUCCCCAAAAGAAGGCUGUGCCAAGUGAUAGCUCUUCUGAGAGUGAUAGCGAUGACGAAGAUAAACCUGCUGUUUCCAAGAAGAAACCUGCUGCAACUUCAGUAUUGUCACACAGAAACCUGCUCUUUCCCAAAACAAACCUGCCUCAACUCCAAAGAAGUCAGAUUCGAGUGAUAGCUCUUCUGAGAGUGAUUCAGAUGUGGAUGAAAAGUAUUGUCACACAGAAACCUGGUGUUUCCCAGAAGAAACCUACUACAACUUCCAAAAAGUCAGAUUCAAGUGAUAGCUCUUCUGAGAGUGAUUCAGAUGUGGAUGAAAAGAAACCUGCUGUUUCCCAAAAGAAACCUGCUACAGCUCUGAAGAAGUCAGAUUCGAGUGAUAGCUCUUCUGAGAGUGAUUCAGAUGUGGAUGAAAAGGUUGGAGGUUCUAAACCUUCAGCAACAGCUAAAGCCACUACGACUACAUCAAAACUGGCUUCCACUAAUGGUUCGAAAAAGCCCGUAAAAUUAAGUGAUAGCGAGUCAAGUGAUAGCUCAGAAAGUGAAUCUGAUUCAGACUCAGAUAAGAAAAAGGUUCCUUCUCCUGUUGCUGGUGGCAAGCCCACUUCAAAAGCAGUCAAGGAGAGCAGCAGUGAUGAAGACGAAGAUGAUAGCUCAGAUGAUGAGCCUCCAAAAGCACAGAAGAACAUAAUGAAGAAGGCUACACUGAAGCCUAAAGAGAGUUCUGAUGAGAGUGAUGAAGAGCCACGGAAAAAGAAAUUGAAAGUUCAGACUCCUGUUUCUUCGAAUUUGAACAAGUCAAAGAAAACCGAGAAAGAUAGCGACAGUGAUGAGGAUGAAAGUUCUGAGGAAUCAUCAGAAGAGGAAUCUGAAGAUAAAGAGCCAGCAAAGACACCAAAGAAGGACUCUGAUGUGAAGAUGAAAGAUGCACCAUCAGCUGGAAAACAAACUUCAACAGGCUUCGGAAAGGAGCCCAAAACUCCUUCACAAAACCAGACUUCUGGAUCAAAGACGCUCUUUGUUGGAAAUUUAUCCUUCAAUGUUGGGCAAGAUGAAGUAGCGGAGUUUUUCGGGAAAGCAGGAGAAGUUGUUGAUGUUAGAUUCGCUACAUCUGAGGAUGGUAGCUUCAGGGGAUUUGGCCAUGUUGAAUUUGCCACUGAAGCAGAUGCUCAGAAGGCCUAUGAACUGAAUGGUCAAGAGAUACUAGGACGUGGAGUGAGGCUUGAUUUUGCUCGUGAGAGGGGUGCAUACACUCCACAGAGUGGGAGGGACAAUACUUCUUACCAAAAAAGCGGACAACGUCAGAGUCAAACAGUUUAUGUAAGAGGAUUUGAUAAAUCCCUUGGAGAGGAUGAGAUAAGGAGUUCUCUCCAAGAGCAUUUUGGAUCAUGUGGGCAAAUCUCCCGUGUUUCUAUUCCACCUGAUUAUGAAACUGGUGCUCCAAAGGGAAUUGCAUAUGUUGAAUUCCAAGACCAUGAUAGUUUUUCUCAGGCUUUGGAACUAAAUGGAUCUGACCUUGGUGGCUACUCUUUAUCUGUGGACGGGGCUAAACCGAGGGGAGAUAGCCGUGAUGGAGGUAGAGAUAGUGGUAGUCGAGGGAGGUUUGGAGGAGGUCGUGGUGGCCGUGAUGGAGGUAGAGAUAGUGGUAGUCGAGGGAGGUUUGGAGGAGGUCGUGGUGGCCGUGAUGGAGGUGGCAGGGGCCGUGGUGGUCGUGAUGGAGGGGGCAGAGGGCGUGGUGGAGGCAGAGGAACACCCAAUAGGCAGAGUGUGUCUACAGUAAGCACUGGCAAAAAGAUCACUUUUAUUCUUAUAAUCGAUGAUGUUACAUCUCAGACGAGAAAUUCUCAUGCCAUGUUACUCUUUCUAGUUGUGGAUCAUGAGCACAUUACUUAUAGAGAGUGCCCAGCGUUUAUUGACGGCAUAGGGCUAUGUUCAUUGCAAUGA